AUGCGCGCGUCUUUUGUCAUUCAGCCUACGCGGGGCCUGGGUUGGAUGACCUUGGGUGCCUCUUUGCAUGCAGUCUUGACACGGCUGAAGUCGCAACCGCAACUGUAUCCAAAGAUUGACCUUGCGUAUUCAUCUUCAGAGCCAGUCCUCGAUCCGAUUGUACUCAACCUUCCGGCUAACGGCCUGCGACUGAGGUUCGAUGGACCUGACCACCGACUUCGACUUAUUGAGAUCAUCGACUUUUCAAAAUCCAACUUUUCUUACAAGUCUAUGGAUCUGGUUCGCCGUGUGGGGAGUUCAAGUGAGACUUCGCCUGACUACGUUUCCGGCCCAUCCUUCAAGCAUUUGUACAAUCGUCUAUUCGGACCUACAUAUGCUGGGGAGUACAUUCCACCAACCACAACGGAUGGCGACGGGACUUACGUUUUGUCCUGGCCAGGUCUGGCAGCCAGAUUUUCACUAAGACAUCGUGCCUGGUCAGACAAGGCUGAUUUCGUGACCUUGUUGUCGUCGUCAGCCGCCUCUCUAGCUAUAACGAUGGCUAUCUUCGCGGGUACAUCUUGGUCGGAGGCCCGGAUAAAUCUAUUCAGCGAGCGUCCUCUUCUACCAAGAUCUCUAGUUCUUGCUAGCCGGACGUCGGAAACCGUACCUGACGAGGUUGAAGAGGUCAUAGUCCAUACUGGAGGCCGGCUCGAGCUCUUUCGCCGCUCGCUAUCACCCUUCGUCGUUAACUUGAACGAAACCACACCUCAAGAUAUUGUGGCAGAACUUGGACCGCCAGACGCAAUCUUUCGCAAGUCACGGACCGGCUUGUCCAUCCAUGCCAGUGCACCGCUCAAGGACCGGCGGCCUAGUAUGUCUCCAGGGCUUGAGCCCUACUCUCGCGAGAAUGAACAGACCUCCUCCCGGAGUUAUACUGAUGAGUCCGAGAAUGAAGUCACGAUCGAUGACAACGUAGAUGACAGAGGAGAUUCAGAAACUUUCUACAACUACUUCCACCAUGGCUUCGAUCUUCUAAUAUCCACCCCGCAGCAGUGCAGGAAUAGCCAUGCGUCGGAGAUUGGCGUUGACACACCCGCAAUGUUUGUCGUUACUAAGGUUUUCCUUCAUGGCAACAUCCCCGGGUCUUACUCCUUCAACAGGCAUAGAAGGAGUCGUUGGCGAAUUUUACUUGACGACAAUGGACAUCCUCUAUCCCUUACUUCAGAGAUGAGGUUCAGUGAGGUUUCGGAUAUCUUGAAGGACAUAUACCAUGGUAGCUAUGCGAACGGUGAGGAGGAGAGGAAAAUGCAGCGGGGAAUGGUACUCAAUCGUGGGUGGGGCGUGGCAGACAGCCCGGAAAGCUCGAUCGAGCUCUUAGGAGGGUUCGAAGAAGGGCCAACACCUGAGGGACAGGCCACGUCUGGAAUUGGUGUAGAUGCUAGCAUGUCGAGUCUGAACAAUACGGAAUUGUUUGGGUUUCCGGGCAUGCUGUUCGAGGUCCUGAAAAAUGACCACAUCAGUUGUUUGACCGUCUAUAAAACGGGCUCGUAG
Molecule: messenger RNA, 1533 nt
Organism: Lithohypha guttulata
Lineage: Eukaryota; Fungi; Ascomycota; Eurotiomycetes; Chaetothyriales; Trichomeriaceae
Exons: 1
Coding region: 1-1533 (510 amino acids)
Biological process (GO): Golgi to plasma membrane protein transport
Cellular component (GO): trans-Golgi network
Source: RefSeq, a predicted model, not a curated record